CAUCUGACUCUUCCCAAUUAGCGACUUGUUUUUCCAAAUCCACCGAUCCUCUUUGAUUCCAUCUUCCUCUGAGUCGAUUUUGCCAUUCCAAUUUUUGGCAAGUGGGUUCAUGGGAAAUAUAAUCGGUGGAAGCCGCCGAGACCACCCGUCGCCGCCUUACCAAAACCAUAACCCUGCUCCGUUGCAGUAUUAUCAGUACCAAGGCAAUUAUCCGCCGAUUCCGUCACCGUACCACCAUCAAGGUGCUAAUGAUCCUUAUGGAGCGAUUGCUUCUCCGAUUCCUUACGUUUAUCACCAGAAAACGGUCACUGUAAGGAACGAUAUCAAUUUGAACAAGGAGACCUUGAGAUUUGAGCCUGAUGAACAAAACCCUGGCAAGUUUUUGCUCUCCUUCACUUUUGACGCCAAUGUUUCUGCAAGUAUCACUGUGAUGUUCUUCGCGAGAGAAGGCCAAGAUUGUAACCUGAAGGCGACAAAGGAGGAUCUGUUUCCGUCCACGACAGUUUGCUUUCCAAAAGGUCUUGGACAUAAAUUCAAGCAGCCUUGUGGCACAGGGAUCGACUUCUCAGCUUUAUCAGAGACAGAGUUGGUUGAGGCAAGCGAGUCAGAUGUGUAUCAUGUGGCAGUGAAAGCAGAGGCAUCAUCAUCAUCAUCAGAAGAUAGUCCUGUGUCUAACACACCAAACCGUCAGAUAACUCUUGCGGUUUUAGAGAGGGACAAAGGUGAGUACAAGGCCAGAGUCGUGAAGCAGAUUCUGUGGGUGAAUGGGAUCGAGUAUGUUCUUCAGGAGAUUUACGGAAUUGGUAAUACAGCUGAUGAUUGUGGAGAAGAUGGGAACGAGACAGGAAAAGAAUGUGUCAUCUGCUUAACAGAGCCACGAGAUACAACUGUUCUACCUUGCAGGCACAUGUGUAUGUGUAGCGCUUGUGCCAAGCUUUUGAGAUUUCAGACAAACCUCUGCCCCAUAUGUAGACAACCGGUGAAAUCGCUUCUGGAGAUAACGGUCAACACCAACGGCUCGAACCAGUGACCUUUGCAACGUUGCUGUUGUACAGAGUCAGCUUCUCAAUGUUCUUGCUUGUGGUAUAUAUACAAUUAUUGGAACUCAAGUUACUAUCUAUGUUUGCCAAAUGACACUAUUAAUUCAGGUUUUCAUUCGAGUGUUUAGUAAAAUAUCAGGUUCAGAUC
This is a messenger RNA of Eutrema salsugineum, 1188 nucleotides long. RefSeq names its product probable E3 ubiquitin-protein ligase LUL2. The record is from RefSeq and is a predicted model, not a curated record. Lineage: Eukaryota; Viridiplantae; Streptophyta; Magnoliopsida; Brassicales; Brassicaceae. Gene Ontology annotation, molecular function: ubiquitin protein ligase activity. Bases 110 to 1030 code for a protein of 306 amino acids. The transcript has 3 exons. Gene Ontology annotation, biological process: protein ubiquitination.